Messenger RNA from Cyphomyrmex costatus, 2455 nucleotides. Its product is annotated as sphingomyelin phosphodiesterase 4. The coding region runs from base 74 to 2443 and encodes 789 amino acids. Lineage: Eukaryota; Metazoa; Arthropoda; Insecta; Hymenoptera; Formicidae. Gene Ontology annotation, biological process: glycerophospholipid catabolic process; sphingomyelin catabolic process; ceramide biosynthetic process. Gene Ontology annotation, molecular function: sphingomyelin phosphodiesterase D activity. The record is from RefSeq and is a predicted model, not a curated record. The transcript has 14 exons.
GCAAAUAUUAUUUGAUAUUAUUAUUUAAUUACUCCAUUUUUUAUAAUUUACAUAAGCUCGACAACUGUAAACAAUGGCUUCGUCCACCGAUGUUGCUACAAUCAGAGCUCAGAGAUAUUUAAAUGAGCCGUUGGUGGAAAGAUGCAGAGAUCUAUCUAUUUUGAUAGAUGAAUCAAGCACCACUGAGCUACAGCUAGUUUUUCCUCUUCUGAUAGACUCCUUAUUUGGAAUAGUAGACAAUAUCGGAUGGGGUUUACAUAAUAUUACUCUUAAGAAAAAUCCACAUGAAUAUUCAGCAUUGUGUCACUUUCUUAGUCCACAAGGACCAAUGUUUUCUUUGUGUUAUAAACUGCUUCCAGACUGUUAUCUUAAGUACAAUUUUCCAGUGUCAUAUCUUCCGUCAAAAAUAUGCUCUAUGUUGGAGGAAGCUAUAAUAUCACCAUUUUAUCUUGAUAAAAUUAGAGAUGAUCAAGGGACACGUGUUCCUUAUACAUAUCCCUUUGAGUACUAUAUCUUUCAUUUUGCAUAUCAUUUGACCAAUCCCUGGUUACAACUCCAACAGCAAGAAAAUGUGUGGAUGAAUUGGGAAACGGUUUACGUUCAAUUAGCGCAUUGUUAUCUAUACCAUUUUCUUCCGAGAGAUAAUUCUGCGGUUCUACCAGUGAUUGGGCCAUAUGUAAAGAAAACACCGCCAAGAAAAUUAACGCAAUCACCAGAAUUUCGAAGAGAUUGUCAAAAAUUGCAAACUCUGAGGCUUCUAAGAGCAUCUAUAUUAUCUUCUGGAUCAACAAGUCCUGGAUCCGGUGUGCCACAACAGCAGCAGUGCUUGCCACAAGUCUGGAGAAGUGAGACUGUAGUACAAGUCUUUCUCGAUUUUUGGUUGGAAUAUACAGAGGACGCGCAAUUGACCUCUCAAUUGAGUACAUCCUACUUAUCUACGAUACCGCGACGACAUAGUAUACAUUCCGGAGAACACAUACGUCUUGUAAGAGCGUUCAUAAAAACGUUGCAUGAGUUUACUAAUAGUGCUACGGGCGACAAGAGCGCAAUGGAUGAAUUGAAGAGAAUAAUUCUUCCUUCGGUUCAAGGAAAAAUAUAUACAUUUUUGAGGAAAGCAAUAUAUCAUUGGCCUCUGGACAGCUCGUUUAGAUUGAUACUAGAGGCUUGGUUAAGUUUUAUUCAACCAUGGAGAUAUGUACCAGGAGUAACAUAUACCAAAGAAGGUAAAGCAGAGGAAGAAGAAAGGGGCAAAAUUCAUGAUCCCGUCAGAUGGAUCUCUUUCGUGGCUAAUAAUCUGUUAGCAUAUACACUUGUAUUUCAGCAAUUGCUUCCACGAUUUAUGAGAACUGACUUAGUAGCGCCUAAAAAUGCAUUAAUGUUAUUUAGAGUUACAAAAGUAUUUUCACAACCAUACUUAGCAAAAAUGAUAUGUGAAGUGGAGAAUUGUGUGGAUGACGUAGUCCUUAGCAAAGGUCGAAUAACUACAAAUCAAUGGACAUCGAUUAUUAGACAACAGAUUCUUGAACUGGAAGGUCCAACAUAUCAAUACGUUCCCAUGUUUUCGACAGCCAUCAACUUGCAGGUCAUAUGGUUUUUGAGUAAUAUUAAACAAGCGCAUUUAACAGCGACCAGCUUGGUGGAAGCUCUGGAAAACAGAAGAAGAGGAAAGCGUUUUCUGCUUUCUCUAUGGGAAUUCUUUAGUUGCGAGGAAUACUCCUCAGAUGAUAUCAGCAUAGAUGAGCGACGACGCGUUCCUGUACUCUUGGCCACUGCUCAACAACAACUAAUAGAUAUAUUUCAAAUACAACUCGAAGACAUUCCACAAGUUGCUAUAGUAGCCGAUCAAGAAUAUCAUGACAGUAUUCUGUCGACUUCUUUUUGUCAUCAGUCGCAGAUGGAAUCUAGCUUUGAUUCAAGCAGACCAGGUACUUUCGUACCGUUGCAAGAAGGUAGACAAUCGUGCCGAUAUGUCGAAUAUAUGGGCGAUCCAGAAUUGCAACCAGUGCGAACAAACGAAUGUGCUUUUCUCGUUAGAAACUUUUACAAGCUAUGCUGUUACCUCAAUCUUAAGUAUCGAUAUGAGAUAAUCACACUAUACAGCAAACGAAGCUUCCUUGGUAGCGUUUGUCGGCAAUUGGUUGUCCCACCUACUACGAUUGUAAAAUUACCCAAACGAACAUCAAACGGAUUUAGCAGUGGCUCUGAAGAACGACUGCCACCUCGAUUAAGUUUACGACCUUUAGCCAAUUACACCUUUCUUAUAAGUUUAUUAUUUGGUAUACUGAUCGCAUGGCUCAUCAAUUAUGGUCCCUUUAUGUUCUUGGGAUUUUUAUUUAUUAUGUGGAUUAUGUACGUAGUCAUACGUGCAACAUUGAAACACUAUUUUCCAUCUAUCGCAAGUGUUUUUCGACAAAACGCAGUUGCACCUUCUAUUAAUCGAUGAUGUUUUAAAAUA